This is a messenger RNA of Schizophyllum commune H4-8, 872 nucleotides long. RefSeq lists its product as uncharacterized. The transcript has 2 exons. Lineage: Eukaryota; Fungi; Basidiomycota; Agaricomycetes; Agaricales; Schizophyllaceae. The record is from RefSeq and is a predicted model, not a curated record. Bases 153 to 872 code for a protein of 239 amino acids.
GGUUCUUUGUCCUGUUUAUGUGAGCGCCGAUCAUGCACAACAUGCACGCCACCAAUACCCUCGACGGCUCAACCGAUAUAUAACCCGAGGCAUCGUAAGCUCGUCCCCAUCGCUUGAGCACCUCACGCAUCCCUCCACUCAUCGAAGCCACUAUGCCAUCCGACUUCGCCACCAUUCUCAACCCACCCUUGACUGACCUCGAGGCCGUCAAUAUCCUUCUACGCCUGAAGCAUAUGCCUCUCGCUCCUCCGCAAUCCCAGCUCGACGCGCCCGGACAGCUGAGAGCCAUGCAAAUGGCUCGAGCCCAGCCACCGCCGCCAGUGCAUGUGCCCCGUCGGAACGCGAUUUGUGUACCGCGCAUCAACACCCACAAGGACCUCGAGAUCUUCGCCCAGCCGGAUCCCCCCUGCGCCACCCAGCCGAUUCCAAGCGGGGUCGAUUUGCGGGCUCUGACACGGCACUACCGUCUCGGUCCGGACGCUCAAGAACUAAUCUACGUUCGGCCUCCUCAGGAACCGCCCUGCCAGUGCAUUAUCGAAACCGGCGGCCCUUGCGGCCUCAUCCUCGCGGACCACGAGCACCUCCACGCUCCGAGGUUCGGAAGGGGAUGUCCUUGGGAGGGCUGCACCUUCGUCCUCGCCAACGACUGUAUGGACACUCCGCAGUUUUUUAUGGACCUGCAUCUCAAGGCCAUGCACUUCUAUGACGAGCCGCUGUGCCCCCUGUGUUAUUGCAGCCUGUUGGCAGCACCCCCAGAGCGGCGCAUGCUUUCGCUUCUCGAACAUUACCAGUCGGGCUGGUGCACCGGUCUUGCGAAACACGCCAUCACGCACGGUCUUCCCGUUCCCAAGCCCCGCAUGCCACAAGCUUGA